Molecule: messenger RNA, 1514 nt
Organism: Prosopis cineraria
Lineage: Eukaryota; Viridiplantae; Streptophyta; Magnoliopsida; Fabales; Fabaceae
Product: short-chain dehydrogenase TIC 32 A, chloroplastic-like
Exons: 8
Coding region: 251-1264 (337 amino acids)
Source: RefSeq, a predicted model, not a curated record
GGAACAGCGCAUCGGAAUCGGAUCUGAAUACGUAUAUCUGCAACUAUGAAUAAUCAAACAAAUUAAGUGUUAUCCUAUAAUUAGAGAGCUGGACAUGGUCAAAUCUCUCAACCCUACCACGUUUAUUUAAUGCAGCACGGUGCACGGAGGUUGGUGCGUCCAUGAUCCAUCUCAUUCACUUCUUCACACUACACACAAACACACACAUUUUCUUUCUCUCUCCCUAUCGGAAUCGGAAUCGGCGGUUACUAUGGUGGACACUCUGAAGUAUCUGAUGGGCUCGCCAGGCCCUUCCGGGUUUGGCUCUGGUUCUACCGCCGAACAAGUCACCGAACCGGCCUCCUCCAACCUUUCCUCUGUCACCGCCAUCAUUACCGGCGCGACGUCGGGAAUCGGAGCUGAAACUGCGAGGGUUCUGGCGAAGCUUGGAGUGAGGUUGAUUUUGCCGGCUCGAACCCUGAAAGCUGCCGAAGACGCUAAAGCUCGAAUCCUCUCCGAGUCUCCCAACUCGCACAUCAUUGUGAUGCCUCUCGAUCUUAGUUCUCUCCGCUCUGUUCGGGCCUUCGUUUCUCACUUCCAUUCCCUCCGUUUACCUCUCCACCUUCUCAUAAACAACGCUGGAAAGUUCGCGCAUCAUCACGCAAUCUCCGAAGAUGGAUUUGAGAUUACCUUUGCAACGAAUUAUCUAGGUCAUUUUCUGUUGACGGACUUGCUGUUGAAGACGAUGGUGGAAACGGCGGAGAAGACGGGGAUCCAAGGAAGGAUCGUCAACGUGUCUUCCAACGUACAUGGCUGGUUUUCCGGCGACAUUAUCCGAUAUCUAGCUCUUAUUACCCGCGACCACAGCCAUUACAACCCCACACGUGCUUAUGCUCUGUCUAAGCUCGCCAACAUCUUACACACCAAGCAUCUUGCUCUCAAGCUCCAGCAAAUGGGAGCUAACGUGACUGUGAAUUGCGUUCAUCCGGGGAUAGUCAGGACCAGGCUCACCAGGGAACGUGAAGGCUUACUUACAGAUAUAGCGUUCUUUUUAACUUCGAAAUUCCUCAAAACCAUCCCCCAGGCUGCUGCGACGACAUGUUAUGUGGCGACGCAUCCGAGGCUGUUAAAUGUGUCCGGCAAGUACUUUGCUGACUGCAACGAAGCUUCCAUGUCAAAACCAGGAUCCAGUUCAACGGAAGCUGCAAGGUUGUGGGAAGCUUCCGAAUCUAUGAUCUCCGUCGGCCCCAAAUCUCUUCUCGACCUCCUCGACGACAGUGAAUGAAAUUAAUCUAUGGAUACACACACACAUUAGAAAAUUAGUAUAAAUACAAGUAUAUGUAUACAAGUUAGUUAGUGGUUUAGCUUUAGCAUUGAAGUGUUAGCCAGGGUGCAUGAACAAGGCAGUGUAAAUUACUUAGAGUAAACGUCAGAAAAAAUUGAGAAGCUGGAAUUAUUUUAUGUGGGAUUAUAGUUGGUUUAAAAUAUUUGUGCUUUAGUUUGCCAUAAUGAUUAUAUGAUUAUAUGGUGGUUUA